AAUGCAUCAGAGAACCGAGACUCCAUUAAUCCAGACCUGUUUGAAGGAGAUAUGAUUCUAGAACCAGGUCAGCGAUUGGCGGCUGAGUUUGGGCUUGAUCUUGAUGGGCUUAACCGUGGAAGCGUCAGAAACCGACAGUGGCCAAAUGGAAUUGUUCCUUACAAUAUUCACUCCAGUCUUGGUAACGAUCGUUCUACAUAGUUAGAAUUAUUGGUGGAAUGAUAUACUGUUUUACAUAUAGCAACUCAAUCAGAACUUUGUCAAGAAACCACAACAACCAAAACCCCCAAAAUGAUUGCCCAUGUUACCUCCCUUGAAAUUUCCGAGAUCUCAAUUUAUUUACCCUCGAUACUAGUUUUUGUUUUUAAUCUCAUUGCUGUUUCGUUUGCUUUUGUUCUUGAUACAUUAUUUUCCUUUUUUUUUACCUAUAAUUUUUUUUUCGCCAAUUGUACUAGCCACGCAACCAAAGGCAAUGAAAGCAAUCCAAGCUGGUAUGGAUCUCUGGAGCAGCCAAACCUGCAUCCAGUUUGUUCAGAGGACGGCUGAGAAGGCUUACAUAGAGUUCUUCAAAGGGAGAGGGUAUGGAAUAAACCGUUGAACGAAUUUUUACACUCAACAGAUCUAAAAGACCAGUUAUUAGUUGUAAACGAGGGUGGGGGAGGAAAGGGGGGGGGGAAGGGAAGGAUGAAGGAUUCAAUGGAGGAUUUACUGGGGGAAUGGAGAGAGGAUCAAUCGUCGCCAAAAAAGUAUAAAAUCGGGUACUAUAAAAAAUUGACUGCUAAUUUUCUGCCAAUGAGGUGAUGGGAGGGGGGGAGGGGGAGAACAUAAGAAUAUUCUAGUGCCCUAAUUUUAUCCAAAAUCACCACCCUUCCCCGGACAUGAAUAAUGGCCAAUCCCUAAACUCUGAUGGACAGUGCCAUAGAAACGAAAUCAUUUUCUUCUUGUAGAAUGACUUUGGUUUUGUACAGUUAGCAAGAUUUGAUGAUUAAAAUCUCGCGAGGUCUUGCAGUCUUGCAAUCACUAUGAUCGUAUAACUUGAGAUAAAAAAAAAAGAUUCUUGUAACAAACUUGUACAAAAAAAAUUCUUUCUCCAGUUGUUGGUCAUACGUGGGACGAAUCGGAAAGAAACAACUACUCAGUUUAGCCGCAGGAUGUUGGGGCAAGGGUACAGUGUCACACGAAAUCGGUAAGUUUGAAUGAACAAUCCCGGAAGUAAUCGACAUUACUUUGAUUUUCCUUUACUAGAGCAGAUGCAUUUCGAUCGAGUGUCGUAAAACUAAGACUGAAGGAGCAAUGGUCAAUAAAAAUAGAAUGAAAAAUCAUGAUAAGCCAAUUAGAAUUCAAAGUAAAAAAGCAAACAAGCUGGAAAUGCCAGUGACAUUAAAGGCGUGAUUUGUUUUAGUUUUAAGGGAUCUUAGUCAAGAACAAGGCAUUGCACGCUUGGUCCGCUAUUUACUAUGCCAUCUAAUUUCGUGAAAUUUUCAUUGUCUCAUCCUAGUGCAUCCAAGAAAUUUAAAUAUAUCGAGGUCUUCAAUUGUUGCAGCAGUCCUCUGAAAUUAUCACUGGUUUAUUCUGGGUAGUUAUUGUAGUGGUUUCUUGCAAUUUUCUUGAGAAAUUUUUGUUUGUAAUAGGACCAUCGAUAGCAUCUCGCGUUCCUUCACAUGGAAGGACUAAAGCCACGUGGCAGAUAGAAAGGAUUCUGCUUAGAAUUGGAUGAUAUUUCGUUACAAAAGACAAUAUUUUCUUCUGUGUGCCAAUUUCUUUGUUUCAAGUGACCCUUCUCUAUCGGAGCAGAUAACUCCAGACACAUGUUUCUCCAGAACUUCGUCGGGUAUCUUCUGUUCCCUUCUUUAAACGUAUUUUGAAACUUUUUAGGUUGUUAUUAACGUGGAGCGCGCUUCUCAGUUACGAAUCUUUUCCUUACUUCUGGUAAGUGUUGACGGGCCAGCACGAUUCCUGCCAGGCGUUCAGUGUAAUAUGAACGAUUUUUCCCGCAGUUGCCCGUAUGUAAACAAAACCAAUGGCAUGGUUCACUUGGAUAAGAAAGUGGCAUGGGUUCGAAGGACCAACCAAGGGACCAAUGAAGCUUGUACAGUAUCGCAAAACUUUAUCGAAAUGAGCCCUCAUCCUUUUUUCAGUUUCAUAACGACUCCCUCCUGCUCCACAAACGCUGAAAAAACUCUUUCGCUAACUUACUCAAAAGGAUAAAGACGGAUUUUCUUUUUUCUUUGCAGCCCAUGCCCUCGGGUUUUUUCACGAGCAAUCCCGCCCUGACAGAGAUGAUUACGUGACUAUACACUUUGAGAACAUUAAAGAUGGUAGGUACUAUUAUUAUUAGCUUUAGCCUUAUUGUGUAUGGAUACGAUUUUUCUGCUAUCUGCGUCGACAAAAGACACUGAACAUUUUUCAAUAUUUCAAAUAGUCUACAGGUUAAUGAAUAACUUGGAUUAUCAUAUAUAUUAGCUAGACUUACUAUAAAAUAUCUGCUUGGUCGAGAGCAUUCAGUCAAUGUACAAUAGCAGAUGAAGUUGAAAUGAUAACCCAAUAUCUGCAACGGAUAUUUCAUUUAUCAUGUCGAGUUCAAAGUCUGCCUAGUUUCCAAGUCCCUUGUCCGUAUAGUGUUCUCUAACUUUUGCAUACUCAGUUCAGUUGUUUUCAAAACACUGUAAAAUGUAACAAUUAUUAAAUUCGAUUUUCACAUGAUGUCAUUAAUUAUCGCGUAAAAGUCAUCUGCCUCAACCUUCGGCUUUGGCAAAUAACUCAGAUAUAAUAAUUCAUGAUAACAUGCUCAACCUCAUCCAAUAAUUGCUUAAUUGCUCCAGUUCAACAACGUCGAUCGUAACAUACCUAUCAGCGUUUUUUAAUCAAAGGCGAGGGAGUUCAUCAUCACAGUGCUAGCACUUCUAUCGGUCACUCGAUCAUAUCCGAAUAAUGCCGAACGUUUUCAGAGACAGGCCAUAUUCGAGCUAUAUGUAGGAUUUUCCAAAAUUAAGUAAGUCUUGGCAAUGAAAAUUGACGCAAACGUGUGUUCAGUGCUCCAUCAUCUCAGUGUUUGCAUGGAUCUGCUUUUGCUAUCAAAAUGAUUCAAGUUCAUUCUACAUACUUCCUUUCAAUCUCGAAAAUACGCCUAUUAAGGCGAAAAAAUAUAAAAAUCUUCCGUUACGAGUGAGGUGUUGGUUGGCAGACUUUGGCUAGAAUGCGAUUGAGUUUUCAACAUGGCAAGCGUAACGAUUGCAUUAUAUAUCGUUGUCGUGAUGUGUCUCUAAACUAGAGCGAGAUCAAGAUAAGCAUGGACACAGGCCAAAUUAUUUUUGACACCAUCCUCUUCUCUUGAUCUACUUUCUUGCAGGAAGAGCCGGAAACUUCAGAAAGUACCGAAAGUCUUCUGUCAAUACGCUUCUAACCUCGUACGAUUAUGGCAGUGUAAUGCAUUAUGGGGCCAGAUAUUUCAGUAAGAAUAGAAAGCCGACAAUCGUGCCCAAGAAGAGCGGGGUAGGUGUAAAGUUUCAUGAAGCGUGA
Molecule: messenger RNA, 3519 nt
Organism: Pocillopora meandrina
Lineage: Eukaryota; Metazoa; Cnidaria; Anthozoa; Scleractinia; Pocilloporidae
Source: the annotation of a GenBank genome assembly